AUGAACAAAAAGUUAGCUGACGAACCUCAGCUUCGGGCACAUGAAGAAAUUUUCUCCUUGAAUAAUGCAUAUUGGGCUUCGAAUUUCUUCUUCAAGUCGCGACAUGCAUCUUUGCCUCAUUUUUCAUUCUGUGAUUAUAAAUAUUCUUGUCGUCGCUUGUUGCCACUUAAUCCAACCCGAUUUUUCCAUAAUGUGGACCAUCGGGUCUUCAUUGCAUUCUUUCAACGAUUUCUGGAGUUCCACUGUCCAUCUUAUUCUGAAGAACCCCUUGAAGCUGGGAAACUAGCGAAACCAUUAAGUGCCACAUUUUAUAUUAUCGAUGUGGCUUCCUGUACCCAUACAUCACUCAAACAUGGUGAAUCUGUAUGGGAAGCAGCAAAAUUUCAUGUCAUGCGAGAUGAAACAGUUUAA
Messenger RNA from Thelazia callipaeda (thelaziosis nematode), 411 nucleotides. Lineage: Eukaryota; Metazoa; Nematoda; Chromadorea; Rhabditida; Thelaziidae. The record is from the annotation of a GenBank genome assembly.